Hydatigera taeniaeformis is the source of this 636-nucleotide messenger RNA. Lineage: Eukaryota; Metazoa; Platyhelminthes; Cestoda; Cyclophyllidea; Taeniidae. The record is from the annotation of a GenBank genome assembly.
GAACACCUGGAGAAGCACAAACAUAUUGCGAUUCUGGGACACGUCUUUGAUGUCAGUUCCAAUCAGCGGAUCUAUGGUCCAAAUGGAAUCUACGCCCCAUUUACGGGUCGUGACGCAACUCGAAUGCUCGUCUCGGAGGGUAUGAAAGACUCUGGCUUAGAGGCCUACGCUCUGGACGGCCUUACAUCUGCCCAGCUCUAUGAAUUGGGCGAUUGGCUGAAACUGUACACCAGAAAAUAUCCUUGUGUGGGAUACAUUCCCAGCGUCUACCGCUCACCUAUGGGGGAUGCUUCUAAUCUCCUUAUCGAACUUCUCAACACCUGGAACAAACAAUCUCCCAAGAGUUUGGACUUUUUAGAACUUCUUCCACCUUGUAAUUCGUUUUUCGACGGGAAACUACUUCGACUGACUUGUAAUCCCUACACCAGUGACACCUCGGAAGAAUUGUACCCACGUCAACUGUUAGAACCAGAGAAGGCGAGAUUGCGAUGUGCUUGCGUCCCCACGUCGUACCUAACUCAUCCUCGUCUACGGCUCUAUCCUGACUGUCCUGGUAUUGCCGACCACUGCCUCAUAAAGAUUGACGAUCCUGAAAGUGUCUGGACCAGUAGACUAGCCUCUAUUGAAGUUAUCUAA